GGGUGAAGGGUUACGGUAGUGCGUAGGUCGUCGGGCGACGUAAGAAGGGGGUAUGCUGUCCAGGGGUGGGUAGAUUGCUGUACUGCGUGACAACCAAAAUAGCUAACUAGCCAGCGACAUACUCGAGUUAUCUAGCUAGGAAUAACAAUAUUCAUUUUAACAAUAACACAAAAACUCCGGUAUAGCAAUUGAGGAAACAAUUGUUAUAAUGACAGAGCUUCGACACCGCGGUACGGCGGAAAACGACUUGCAACAACCAACAGAUGAGAAGGGCUCAGAGACAGACGCGAGGACCGACGGAGAGGCGGCCUCAGACAAUGAAUCAAAGUUGGAUUCGGGCGUCCCAGAGGUUCCUGUCCCACCUGAUGACACCCCUGAAGUCCUUAACAAAGCCCUCUCCGGACUGUCAUCACGAUGGAAGAACUGGUGGGUGCGGGGAAUUCUUACUCUGGCGAUGAUCUCUUUCUUCUUCAUCAUUAUCUACCUGGGCCCCAUGGUGCUCAUGAUGAUUGUGCUGUGUGUGCAGAUCAAAUGCUUCCAUGAGAUUAUCACCAUUGGCUACAGUGUGUACCACUCCUACCACCUGCCUUGGUUCCGAACACUGAGCUGGUACUUCCUGUUAUGUGUGAACUACUUUUUCUACGGAGAGACUGUGACAGACUACUUCUUCACUCUGGUGCAGCGGGAGGAGCCCCUGCGAAUCCUCAGCAAGUACCAUCGCUUCAUCUCCUUCGCCCUCUACCUUACAGGGUUCUGCAUGUUUGUUCUGAGCCUGGUGAAGAAGCACUACCGCCUGCAGUUCUACAUGUUUGGCUGGACACACGUGACCCUGCUGAUUGUUGUGACUCAGUCUCACCUCAUCAUUCACAAUCUCUUUGAGGGAAUGAUUUGGUUCAUCGUCCCCAUCUCCUGCGUCAUCUGCAAUGACAUCAUGGCCUACAUGUUUGGCUUCUUCUUCGGCCGCACUCCACUCAUUAAGCUCUCUCCUAAGAAGACCUGGGAAGGCUUUAUUGGAGGAUUUUUCGCUACCGUGCUGUUUGGGAUAUUGCUGUCCUACGUAAUGUCGGGGUACCAGUACUUUGUGUGCCCGGUCGAGUUCAACAACGACUCCAACAGCUUCACUGUGGACUGUGAGCCAUCAGAACUCUUCCAGCUGCAGGAUUACAGCUUGCCCUCUGUACUGGAGUCCCUCACUGGCUGGACCACAGUGAGGAUGUACCCCUUCCAAAUCCACAGCAUCGCCCUGUCCGCCUUCGCCUCCAUCAUGGGUCCCUUCGGCGGCUUCUUCGCCAGCGGUUUCAAGAGGGCCUUCAAGAUCAAGGACUUUGCUAACACUAUCCCUGGCCAUGGUGGAAUUAUGGAUCGAUUUGACUGCCAGUAUCUCAUGGCUACCUUUGUCAACGUCUACAUUGCCAGCUUCAUCAGGGGCCCCAACCCCAGCAAAGUGAUCCAGCAGCUACUCGCUCUACGAUUGGACCAACAGCUCCACAUCUUCAACUCUCUCAAGGCACACCUUACGGAAAAGGGGCUGCUUUCAGCCAAUGAGGAGGCUGCAUAGGCGGUCCCGUUCACCAGUGACGAGAGCGAGGAAGGCGGAGAGGAGAAAGGUCAGCCUCGUAGCAGCAGGCGUUGGUGUGUGUUUUGGAGGUGGAAGAUGGACGGUGCUUGACUGGGCAAGAACACAACUGAACAAACUCAAUUUAAGCCUUGGGUCAUUCCAUUUCGUGUGUGUAAGCGCGUGUCACUGUCAUUGUUUGUCAGUUUGUCUAUGGUUAUGUUCGUGAGUUACCGUUGUUUGUUUUUUUUUUUUUUAAGUUAGCCAGACUAGUUACAAAUGCAGUGAUGACACUUGGUUCACAGAGAUUGUGAAGUCAACUUUACAUCUCCAGUCAUAUACAGUAGACUAUAUA
Molecule: messenger RNA, 1910 nt
Organism: Megalops cyprinoides (Indo-Pacific tarpon)
Lineage: Eukaryota; Metazoa; Chordata; Actinopteri; Elopiformes; Megalopidae
Gene: cds2
Product: CDP-diacylglycerol synthase (phosphatidate cytidylyltransferase) 2
Exons: 13
Coding region: 209-1558 (449 amino acids)
Cellular component (GO): endoplasmic reticulum membrane
Molecular function (GO): phosphatidate cytidylyltransferase activity
Source: RefSeq, a predicted model, not a curated record